AUUUGGUAAUUAAUCGGUAUUGUAUUCUAUUUCUAAGAAUCGUGUAUCUAAGGUAAAAUAAUAUCCACAUGCAACAUCCUAAGAAUGGAGACAUGUAAUAUGGUCCUUCAAUAUUUGCGAAGAAGUCUCUUCACCUUCCAAAAUAACUUUAAAAUACGAUACAAUACAAUAGAAGUUGUGGUUCCGUGCAACAAUUAUCUGUGAAGCAAUUAAUCUCACAACAAAAUGUCGAUGAUACCAAGCAACAACAACCCCUUUGGUGAUUCCCUUUUGACAAGUUCAAUGAAAGAACUUUCUCGAGAGAAUCCAAUAUUUCUAAACAACCAGAUUGAUUGGAAAGAGACACCAGAAGCACAUGUAUUCAAAGCGGAUGUGCCGGGGUUAAAGCAAGAGGAAGUGAAGGUUGAGGUUGAAGAUGGAAGAGUGCUUCAGAUAAGAGGUGAGAGGAGCGUGGAAAGACAAGAGAUGAAUGAUGCAAAUCAUCGUGUUGAACGUAGUAGUGGAAAAUUCAUGAGGAGUUUCACUCUUCCUGCUAAUUGUAAAAUGGAUCAGGUUAAGGCUUCUAUGGAGAAUGGGAUACUCACUGUUACUGUCCCUAAGGAUGGUGCUGCCAACCAUGAUGCUAUUGCUAAUGAAAAUUCAAAUUAGAAUUUUAUUUCAAUCAUCAUCAUAAGCGUUACUUACUGAUGAUUUGUAUAGAAAUAGGAGACAUUUCAAUUCACAGAAAUCACAUUGCUCGUUGGAUAUCAUAUGAAUUCAGUCGUGCCUUGUAAAAUUAUGUUCUAUGCUUUUCACUAAAAGUGAAGCUAAAUCUUGCGAUUUUACAUUAUUGUAUUUGAGAGUUUUAUCUUGUAUUGAGUUGUUAUCUUAAUGUUGAAAUGCCAUUAAAACAAAAUCCUAUCAAGUUAUUUAUUAUAUCUAAUGAAAUUAUAGGUAUAGAGCCGGAGAUAUCCUGCCAGAAAAUCUCAGUUA
Molecule: messenger RNA, 972 nt
Organism: Cicer arietinum (chickpea)
Lineage: Eukaryota; Viridiplantae; Streptophyta; Magnoliopsida; Fabales; Fabaceae
Product: 18.5 kDa class I heat shock protein-like
Source: RefSeq, a predicted model, not a curated record